CCAUAGAUUAACGCUUUCCCGCCAAAAUCUUCUGCCUGUCAAUUUGAAAAUAAAUAGAAUUAAAAAAGGGAAAAUAUCAAUUUCAAGUAAUAAUAACAAUACAGAAAUUAUUUGAUUCAAAUAUUUCUUGAUAAUUAUCUAACCGACAUCGUACCUACUUAGUACAAAAUUGAUUAUUGAUCUAAAAAUGCCUAUUUCUCAUGUACCUUUUAGAUAUGCACAUAAUGAGGGACAUACUGAUAUUUGUUUUUCUGAAGAUGGACAAAAAUAUGUUACUUGUGGAUCUGAUGGAGACAUUCGAAUAUGGUCCCAAGAUUUAUAUGAAGACCCUGUUCACAACUGUGUGGGUGAAUGGGCCCUAGCCGUUAGGCAAAAAGGAAGCAAACUCUACAUUGCAACCAGCAAUAAUGACGUUCAGAUAAUCACAUUUCCUGAUGGAGACCGAGAAGGUGUACUCGAUAGAUUUGUUGCUCCAAUUAAUAAUAUUGCCAUAUCCAAAAGUGGUGAACUGAUUGCAUUAGCUGCCGAGCAAAUGGAAGUAAAGCUCAUUCAAUUUGAAGGAGAACAAAAAAAGAUUUCAAGUAUUGAGGGUACUGCUCCUUAUCUAAGUGUAGCAAUUUGUCCAACAGCAAAAUUGAUAGCAGCUUCUAGUGGGGAUGGCAAGCUUCGUAUAUGGAAUGUUUCAGAUAAAAACCUUGUUAAAGAAAUAAAUUGUUUCCCUAAAGUUAAUAGUUUCUCUAAUGCAACAGUUUUAUGUAGAAUUGAUUUUAAUCCAACAAAUGGCUGUCAACUUAGUUAUCCAGAUGGGUCAUCCGUUGUUGUUUUGAAUACUUCAGAUUGGUCAGAAGUUUGUACUUUGAGCUGUGAUGACGUUACAAAGCCAUUUUCUAUUGUUCAGUAUUCACCCUGCGGGAAAUAUUUGGCAGCAUCUUCUGUAGAUGGAGAUUUUGUUAUUUGGGAUGUUGCUGAAGAAAUUGUGCACAAUGUUUCUAAACACCCCAACGGAACUAGAGUAUCCGCAUUCGCUUGGAAUCCCUCAGGAUUGAAUCAAAUAGUUUAUACAGAUGUAGAAGGACAAUUGGGGGUGAUGUCAGAUUGUAUAAGUGAAAAACAAUCUGCAGAGAAAAGUGGUGCCGAGGAGGCUGAAAAUAACGAUGUAGAUUUUGGUGAUUAUCAGUUUGAAGAUGAUGAUGAAGACAAUGAAAAUGCUGUUUCAUUGGAAAAACUGAAAAAGCAAUAUGCUGAUGAUGAUGAACCGGAACUCCGGUCUGUUGCCUCUAGGAGUCCAACACCCAGACCUAGAACACCUGAAAUACCAUUACAACCAGCAUUUAUGCCGUCAUCGACCCCAACUCACCUAGAUCCAAGGUAUCUUUGUUGGAACGAAGUGGGCAUUGUUAGAGGAUACGGCAGUAUUUUGGAUGAAGAUGAAAGUACCUCAAAAUCAAUUGAGGUUGAUUUUCAUGAUUCCACCUUUCAUAGCAGUAUGAUGAUGCAAAACUUCCAAAAUUAUAUGAUGGGCUCUUUGAGUACAUCUGCACUUGUUGUAGCCAACUCUACUCAGAUCAAUGUUAUUCCACUUGCUUCCCGUACUAAGGAAUGGACUCUGACGAUGGAUGAUAAUGAAGAAAUUGUCGCUGUGGCUGCUUCAGAACAAUUAGUUUGCAUUGCUUUAGCAAAUUACAUCAUAAGAGUAUGCUCCCCUUUCGGUACCCAAAGAGCAGUGUUCUCAGUACCAGGACCUAUAGUCUGCGUAUCUGCAUUCAGGGAAGAUAUUUUAGUUGCUUAUCAUUCUGGGCCAGUGAGAAAUGGAGACCAAAAUAUUUGUUUCAAGCAUAUAAGAUUAGAUGCGAUGAGUUUCCAAGGACAAGAUUUGGGAGGUACUCUGGGACCCCAAAGUACUUUACUUUGGAUGGGAUUUUCAGAUUCUGGCACUCCAGGUGUUUUGGAUUCAUGCGGUUUGCUCCACAUGCAUCCAUUGCAUUGCAAUACAUGGAUUCCCUUUUGCAAUGUCAACAAACACAAAAAAGGGCUAUCUGAUGCAUUUUUCGUCACCGCCAUAUUGGAAUCGAACCAGACUUUGUGUGGUAUAAAAUGCAGGGGUACCAUGUACCCAGCUGUGACACCAAGGCCUACCAUGUGCGAAGUGCCACUUGAGGCACCAUUUGCAGAAAUGACAACUGAAAAGGGACAAAUGGAGAGUAGUAUGUUCACAUGGUCUGCCCUGGAAAUUCCCAAUACUGAAAAGAAGUUGAAAGAAACUGCUCUGAAAACUUUUGCGUUGGCAUGUAAAACGAAUUUAGAUCAGAGAGCCCAAGAAGUUAUGGAGAUACUGGCAAAUCCAGGCAUUAUCAAUUUAGCAAUUAAGUAUGCUUCUAAGUUGGAUAAGAAACGUUUAGUUGAAAGAUUAACGGAUCUAGUUGCAAGAUUAGCAGAUCAGGAGAGUGAAACUGCCACAGUGAAUGAUAAUGAAGUUCCUGAAACCAUAAAACCAGUUAAAAGACUGACUUUGAACAUGAAAAAUACUUCUCGAAAUCAGAUAACUAAUGGAAGUGAAGAAGUAAUGUCGAAAAAUCAAGAAACACACAACUCUUUACUAUCGGAUUCGAUGUCAAGUUCCAUAAAUGAUUCGAUGAAUUCAUCGAUAGUGUUGAAUUCACAGGAAUCUAUGGUCUUAGCGGAGGCUCCGAGAAAUCCAUUUUUGAAGAGUUUGAAAAAAACUAAACCUGUAGAUCAAAAUCCUUUGAGUUUAUUGGAUAGUAAAGCUGGAGUAAGCUUCAGCACGGAAAAACUGAAUGGCAGAAAAGAAGAGGCGGCAGAAAAGAGGAAGCAGCCUGAAUCUGAAACGGAAAAUCAGAAAGCUAAACAAAGGAAAUUGGAUCGUUUCAUGUUCGGUAAACGACAAUAAAAAAGAAAGCUGAACAAUUAUUUAAUAUUCACAAAUACUGUUUCCAACUAUUUUGUAACUUUUUACAUGGAUGUAAGUACGUUAGUUGUAAAUAUAUAUUUCUAUUUUUA
This is a messenger RNA of Coccinella septempunctata (seven-spotted ladybird), 3018 nucleotides long. It is a transcript of the gene Ctf4, whose product is annotated as WD repeat and HMG-box DNA-binding protein 1. Gene Ontology annotation, molecular function: protein binding; chromatin binding. Lineage: Eukaryota; Metazoa; Arthropoda; Insecta; Coleoptera; Coccinellidae. Bases 188 to 2908 code for a protein of 906 amino acids. Gene Ontology annotation, cellular component: nuclear replication fork. The transcript has 14 exons. The record is from RefSeq and is a predicted model, not a curated record. Gene Ontology annotation, biological process: mitotic cell cycle; DNA-templated DNA replication; DNA repair.